GGGACUAGAGGGGACGCGAAGGGAGGGCGGGCCGCCAUCACGUGACCCGACCAGCUGUUGGCGGGGGCGGUGGGGACCCAGAGCUUGCGAGUCUGGGAAGCGGGACGCGCCCGACGCCGCCUUCGCAGCUGCAGCCGCAGACCCCGAUGUCGCCGCAGUAGCCCGCCCGCGCCCGCACCUCGGUUGCCGCUGCCUCUGCACCUCAGGGCGGAUCCCAAAGCCCGCCGCCCGCAGGAUGGCGGUGGCUCCUCCAAGUUACUGUUUUGUGGCUUUCCCACCACGUGCAAAGGAUGGUCUGGUCGUGUUUGGGAAAAAUUCUGCCCGGCCCAGAGAUGAAGUUCAGGAGGUUGUGUAUUUCUCAGCUGCGGAUCAUGAACCUGAGAGCAAAGUGGAGUGCACUUACAUUUCAAUCGACCAAGUUCCAAGGACCCAUGCCAUAGUGAUAAGCAGACCUGCCUGGCUGUGGGGGGCGGAAAUGGGAGCGAAUGAACACGGAGUGUGCAUAGCCAACGAGGCCAUCAAUGCCCGAGAACCGGCCGCUGAGACGGAAGCCUUCCUGGGGAUGGAUCUGGUCAGGCUUGGUUUAGAAAGAGGGGCAACAGCUAAGGAAGCCUUAGAUGUCAUUGUCUCCUUGUUGGAAGAACACGGACAAGGUGGGAAUUACUAUGAAGAUGCCAGCUCCUGCCAUAGCUUCCAAAGUGCAUACCUGAUUGUGGAUCGUGAGGAAGCCUGGGUGCUUGAGACCGUAGGGAAGUACUGGGCUGCUGAGAAAGUCACGGAGGGAGUGAAGUGCAUUUGCAACCAACUUUCACUGACCACUAAAAUGGACGCGGAGCAUCCUGAACUCAGAACUUAUGCUCAGAGUCAAGGCUGGUGGACAGGAGAGGACGAGUUCAACUUUUCCCAGGUGUUUUCUCCAGCUGAUGACCACCUGGACUGCUGUGCAGGCAGAGAGAGCUUAGAAAAGCAAGAAGAAAGCAUCACUGUGCAGACCAUGAUUAACAUCUUACGGGACAAAGCCAGCGGAGUCUGCAUAGACUCUGAAUCUUUCCUCACCACAGCCAGUAUAGUGUCUGUCCUGCCUCAGAAUAGAAGCUCUCCGUGUAUUCACUACUUCACUGGGACGCCAGAUCCUUCCAGGUCCAUAUUCAAGCCUUUCAUCUUUGUUGAUGAUGUAAAACUUGUUCCCAAAGCACAGUCCCCCUGUUUCGGGGAUGAGGACCCUGCCAAAAAAGAGCCUCGUUUCCAGGAGAAACCAGACCGCCGGCAUGAGCUGUACAAGGCCCAUGAGUGGGCACGUGCUGUCAUCGAUCGUGACCAGGAGCAAGGCCGCACACUGAGGAAGACCAUGUUGGAGCUGGAGAAGCAAGGCCUGGAAGCCAUGGAGGAAAUCCUGAGUAGCCCUGAGCCCCCGGACCCCGCCGAGGUGGGGGACCUUUUCUAUGACUGCGUCGACACAGAGAUUAAAUUCUUUAAGUGAAGUGACACACAUUCCUGGGUGGCCCAGCAAGGAAGCCAGGUGGGACCAGUGUGUUGGUCAUGACAACUCUUGCAUUCUUGCCUGGAGAGCCAUGCAUCCUUUAUUGGAAAGAUUUUCAUCUGAGCUCUCAGCUUCAGGAAGGAAACAGAAGGGAGGGGACCUCGUUCACUGGCCACCUGCUUGUGCAUAGGCCUGGCAGGUGAGAGGCCCAGCUGUCCCAGCACAACCAUAUGCUUCCUGUAGCUGUGGCAUUUCAUCCUACUCAAUCCAGAAUCCUUGCUCCCCUCCUCUGGUGUGUGUCAAAAUGUGCUUUGUCUGAUUGAUGCCAAAUACCCCAAAAUGUCAUCUGCAGAUUUCUUGUGGGAACCAAUAUGUCCAUGUUUGCAAUCAUGUUGUGAGAAUUCAAAUGUGUUAGCUGGAAAACGCUACUGCCGGGGAAAAUAAAAUCUGUUUCCUGCAGUCAGAACUGACCAUGUAGUCUUAACAGUCUUUUGUACAAACACAUCUACAAGUCAGAUAACGCCCCUAUGCAGCGCUUGCCUUGGGAUUGUCUCUAAAUGCAUCAAGCAUACAAUA
Messenger RNA from Octodon degus (degu), 2056 nucleotides. RefSeq names its product secernin 1 (gene Scrn1). Gene Ontology annotation, biological process: proteolysis. Gene Ontology annotation, molecular function: dipeptidase activity; cysteine-type exopeptidase activity. The record is from RefSeq and is a predicted model, not a curated record. Lineage: Eukaryota; Metazoa; Chordata; Mammalia; Rodentia; Octodontidae. The coding region runs from base 236 to 1480 and encodes 414 amino acids. The transcript is spliced from 9 exons.